CUCACAGUUUUGCUUCAAGUUCUCCGUUAAGAGAAUUCGUCAUAAACCCCAUUUUUCUCUUUUAGUUUUGCAUCAAAUUCUGCCUUCGCCUUUCUGAAAAUUAAUAAUAAUGACAGGAGAACAAAGUUCGUACCAAGAUAUGGAUCGUCACUGGAGAAAAGAAUACAUUGUUGGUUCCGGUACGUAUGGCACCGUGUAUUUGGCGUCAAAGCUCGAUUCUCGACUUUCCCUUUCUCCUCCUUCCAUUUCCGUGGCCGCUGUGAAGUCCGACAGCGUUUAUUGGUCCUCCCUGAAGAAGGAGGGAGAAAUUCUGCACGAACUGAGAGGUUGCCCCGAGAUCGUCCAGUGUUUUGGAGCAGAUAUAAGUUUUGAAAACAAUAGAGACGUCUUCAAUCUUCUCCUUGAAUACGCAGCUGGUGGAUCCCUCGUUGAUCUGAUAAAAAACAAUGGAGGAAAAAUCCAGAAUCUCACGUUGCAUGUUACACUUAUAUGCUGCUUAGGGGUCUCUCUCACGUUCAUGAGAAAGGGUUUGUUCAUUGUGAUAUGAAACCUGAU
Molecule: messenger RNA, 555 nt
Organism: Olea europaea var. sylvestris
Lineage: Eukaryota; Viridiplantae; Streptophyta; Magnoliopsida; Lamiales; Oleaceae
Product: mitogen-activated protein kinase kinase kinase 5-like
Exons: 1
Coding region: 110-547 (145 amino acids)
Biological process (GO): protein phosphorylation
Molecular function (GO): protein kinase activity; ATP binding
Source: RefSeq, a predicted model, not a curated record